AUGGCAAUGAACUUCGCCCCCUACCAAUCCAGCCCCCCCGAAUCCGAACGCGCCAAAUCGCCUCCCCUCCGCUCACCCACCACCUCUCCCGCACCUCCCCUCUCCCCACACCCCCAACGCAACCUGAAAACUCCCAUCCUCCCCUCCUCCCGCGGCGGCGGCGAAGAAGACCCCUGGGCCGCAGCGCGCAACGCCCGCCUCCCCUCGCCCUCACAAUUCGCAGACGAGACCACAGGUGGGUACACGGAUCUCGAAAGCGGUGAGGCGGCGGCCGCGGACCGGUAUGCAAACGACUACAUAGGGCACGGAGCAUGGCGACACAGCGCGACGGCAGGCGUAGACGGCGCAGGGUUUGAAACGAGUCUCGGCUUCCCGUUACGGCUGGAAGCGUGUCUGGCCUACUUGCUACUCCCGCCGGCAGGAGGCGUGGUGCUGCUCCUCUUCGAGCACAAGAGCGACUACGUACGCUUCCACGCUUGGCAGUCGGCCAUGCUGUUCAGCGCGGUGUUUUUGCUGCACGUCGUUUUCAGCUGGACGGCGGUUGUGAGCUGGAUGCUGUUUGUGGGGGAUUUGGGGCUCAUUGUGUACUUGACUGCUUGUGCGUGGCGGAAUGCCGGGACGCUGGAUCGGGUGGAGGUGCCGUUUUUUGGGCGGCUGGCGAGUAGUUUUGUGGAUGAUGAGUAG
This is a messenger RNA of Neohortaea acidophila, 684 nucleotides long. RefSeq lists its product as uncharacterized. Lineage: Eukaryota; Fungi; Ascomycota; Dothideomycetes; Mycosphaerellales; Teratosphaeriaceae. The transcript has a single exon. Bases 1 to 684 code for a protein of 227 amino acids. The record is from RefSeq and is a predicted model, not a curated record.